Messenger RNA from Diospyros lotus (date-plum), 1952 nucleotides. Its product is annotated as polyadenylate-binding protein RBP45-like. The coding region runs from base 254 to 1537 and encodes 427 amino acids. Gene Ontology annotation, cellular component: cytosol. NCBI's taxonomy places the organism in Eukaryota, Viridiplantae, Streptophyta, Magnoliopsida, Ericales, Ebenaceae. The transcript is spliced from 7 exons. Gene Ontology annotation, molecular function: mRNA binding. The record is from RefSeq and is a predicted model, not a curated record.
UAUCUCUAACCCUAUCCCUUCAAAAGCCCAUCCCUUCCCUUUCACCCCCCAAAGUCUCUCUCUGGUUCGAUCGAUCGAUUUGGGGAUUAGGGUCCUCUUUGUCUCUCUCUGGUCGAUCUCUCGCCAUCGUCUAGGGUUUACUAUAAUCCUCUACUUUACCUAUCUUCUCUGUAGGUUUCAUUUCUUUUUCCUGAUUUCGUUUUCAGUUUCCUAGGCCGGGAUUUAGGGUUAGGUUGAGAUUUUUGAUCCGAAGAUGAUGCAACCAGGAAGCGGCGUGGUCCCCCCUCCGAUGCCUCCGAUGCAGCAGCAGCAGCCGCAGCAGUACCAGCAACCGCCUCCGCCUCAGCAGUGGAUGAUGAUGCCGCCGCCGCAGCAGCAGCAGCAGCAGCAGGCUGCGUUUCAGCCACAGCCGCCGCCGGCGUGGCCGCAGCAGCCUCCCAUGCAGGCUCAGCCGCAGCCUAUGCAGCUACAAGCCCAGUCUCAGCAGCUGCAGCAACAGCAGCAGUAUGCGGCCGCUGGGCAGGCGACUUCUCCGAACGAGAUCAAGUCGCUUUGGAUCGGGGAUUUGCAAUAUUGGAUGGAUGAGAACUAUAUCUACGGUUGUUUUGGUCAUGGUGGAGAGGUGCAAUCCAUUAAAGUUAUUCGCAACAAGCAAACUCAACAGCCUGAGGGUUAUGGUUUCAUUGAGUUCAUAACUCGUGCAGCAGCUGAAAGGGUAUUGCUGUCAUACAAUGGCACAUUGAUGCCAAAUGCUGAACAGAACUUCCGACUGAACUGGGCUACUCUUGGUGCUGGUGAAAGGCGGGCAGAUGAUACUCCUGACCAUACAAUAUUUGUAGGAGAUUUGGCCGCUGAUGUUACUGACUACUUGUUACAAGAAACAUUCAAAGCUCACUAUCCAUCAGUCAAGGGUGCAAAGGUCGUUACUGACAGAAUGACUGGGCGUUCCAAGGGUUAUGGUUUUGUUAGGUUUGCAGACGAGACUGAACAGUUGCGUGCUAUGACUGAAAUGAAUGGUAUGCUCUGCUCUACGAGGCCGAUGCGGAUUGGGCCUGCUGCUAACAAGAAACCUGCCACUGCGGGAGGACAGCAAUAUCAGAAAGCUACCUAUCAGAGCUCUCAAGCGAAUCCAGGUGAAACUGAUCCAAAUAAUACAACGAUAUUUGUUGGUGGUUUGGAUGAGAGUGUGUCGGAUGACCUUUUGAGACAAGUGUUUGGCCAGUUUGGUGAGUUGGUUCAUGUGAAAAUACCAACAGGCAAGCGAUGUGGAUUUGUUCAAUUUGCUGAUCGAGCUGCUGCCGAACAGGCGUUGUCAAUGUUGAAUGGAACACAGUUAGGAGGACAAAAUAUUCGACUUUCAUGGGGUCGUAGUCCUUCGAACAAGCAGGCUCAGGCAGAUCAGACGCAAUGGAAUGGUGGAUAUUAUGGAUAUGCUCAAGGUUACGAGGCAGCAUAUGGAUAUGCACCCCCUCAAGAUCCUAAUAUGUAUUAUGGAGCCUAUACUGGCUAUGGUAAUUACCAACAGCCACAGCAGUGAUCAUGUUGCCCUUGCCCCCAUCCUAUUAGGAAUCCUUCCUGAGCUCGUUUGUUUGGGGGGGUGGGGGUUCUGAUGUUCAGCUUUGACCGUGGUUGGCUGGCUGCAGCUACCAGAGAAAGUGUUACUAGUAUUAUAGUGCGUGGUUGUGGAGUUAGGACACACUUUGAAAGGAAAUCACUCACUCGGUUCGGGCUGUGCGUGUGUUAUUUCAUGUUUUUUAGUUUUCUGUUUUUGUGUUUUGUGGGUUUUUUUUUUUAAUCCCUUUUUUAGUUUUCUAUGUGAGAAACUCUGCAGAAUCAGAAUCUCUCUCUAUUAUGCACUUUUGACCUGAAAUACAGCCACUGAUGGCUUACUAGUGUUAUUAGAUAUGCACGGUGCUGGUGGAUUUGCGGUUGGAAUAUACAUCCUUAUCCUA